CUCGUCCUCCAGAAGGUCGUUGAGGGUAUGAUGGUGAAAAGUGAGUUGGCGGAAAUCCGCUCCCAGCUGGACAAAAAUGAGAAGACGCUUGCCAUCUAUCGGGGCAGGUUUGCCGAAGUAACCAAACAGUUUCACGACCUGGACGCAGUGCACAAGCAGCUGCUGACAGAUCUGGAUGCCAAGAGUAUAAAAUUCACGGCACCGAUGAAAAUUACUCGAUCUGUUGGACUGCAAGUAGGCAUUCCUUUCAAGGCCAUGAAGGAGAUUUCUGUUACCAGGGUUGGAGAUGAGACACAUGCUGCGUUCAGCCUGUUGGCGCCUCCUAGUAGUACUAGCACUCCUUCCAAGGGGAGCACAUCUACUUUACGUUCGCCAUUGCAGGAGUUGCUCGGAGGCGGUUCAGGCGAGCGUUCGAACGCGCAACAGCAGUCAUUCCAGGAACCUGGCACUGCUUCUGCGCCGCCGGUACGGGGAGGAUGCUUGCAAAAGGUUAUCCCACAGCUUCCAGUGUCUGGACUGAACAACCAGUCCAACAAUAGUCGCGUACAGGCCUCUCCCACUGGAACUCAGAGGCCCAUGCAUGCCUCAAAGCACACAGGAAGCACUGCAUCAGCAGCAGCGAUGAGGAACAGGAGUCCUUAUACGACGCAAAAGCAGCAAUAUCCAACAACCCGCCCUGUUCCUGGACCCAAUCAGGGUGAGCAAGAGCCAACAAAAGUGCGCGCAAUGCCUCCCAAGGGAACGGGAAUCGUCUUUGUACCCGUUUCCGCAGCCAGCAGCAGUGACGGCAGUGCUCUCAAUUAUGGCCAGCAGCAACCAAACCUGGCUCCUGCCAAGCCGAUGGAAAAGGCUGUAAUUGAUCUCACAGACGAAGACGAUGCUGCGGCAGCUAUGGUGGCUGCAGCUUCCGCUGCGGAGGCCAACGCACGUUUACGGAAAACAUCCAACAUGCCCAGGAAGAGAAUUUCAAGGAGGGCAACGAUGUCUGAGGCAAGAACCGCAGGUGUUAAUGGAAAUACUGUGAGGUUGUCGCCUUUGCAAAUGGCGCUGGAACAUGCCAGACAAAUUGUCGCCAAUAAUAGUGGAGGUGAGUCUUGAAAUGAAUUAAUCCCUUGAUCGCUUUCUAACUCUGUUCGU
Drosophila guanche is the source of this 1137-nucleotide messenger RNA. RefSeq lists its product as uncharacterized. The record is from RefSeq and is a predicted model, not a curated record. Lineage: Eukaryota; Metazoa; Arthropoda; Insecta; Diptera; Drosophilidae. The transcript has 2 exons. The coding region runs from base 28 to 1098 and encodes 356 amino acids.